UGUUGUGUGUGUGAGCGGUGUGUGUGAAGCUGAAUGCUGUAGAUCAGCAGGUUUAUCCCGCAGCGUCGCUGUUUUUACUGUUAUUAAUAAUAAUAAUUCGCGUAUUAGUGCUGCUCCUCUCUGUAUCAUUACUCUUAUUAAUAAUCCCGCCAUGGCCUCGCGCUCGUCCUCGCCGGACUCUGACGGUUCGGAGCUUCAGGAGGAAUUCGAGAGUGCAGCGGACCGGGUCAGAGAACUGGUCCAAACAGCACCCAGAGACAAGCUGCUCUACCUGUACGCCAGGUACAAACAGGCUAAAGUUGGAAAGUGUGACACACCCAAACCAGGAUUCUUCGAUUUCGAGGGUCAGAGAAAAUGGACGGCGUGGAAGGAUCUGGGGGAUAUGAGUAAAGAACAGGCUAUGCAAGAAUAUGUGUCGUGUGUAAAUGAGCUGGAUCCAGAAGGGAGCGCUAAGUGUUCAGAGCGAAGAGGAUCACAUAAAACCACUUUUGGAGGAGCAGCAGUUAGCUGUCUGUACCAGGAAGAAGAGACAAUCAGGGAAGAAGAUAAGAACAUAUUUGACUUCUGUCGAGAGAACAACAUCGAGCAGGUCAGCAGAGCUCUCAGCGCCAAGACAGCCGACGUCAACACCAAGGACGAGGAGGGUCGGGCUCUUUUACACUGGGCGUGUGACAGAGGGCAUAAAGAGCUGGUAUCACUUUUACUGAGCAACAACGCUGACAUCAACUGCCAGGAUGAUGAGGGGCAGACACCGCUGCACUACGCAUCAGCCUGUGAGUUUGCUGAGAUAGUGGAGCUGCUGCUGGAGGCCGGGGCUGACCCAUCCAUAAAAGACAGUGAAGGUUCUCUGCCGGAGGAAGUGACCGAGUCCAGCUCCAUCUCGUCCCUCCUGCGGCAGUACACGGCCCCCAAAGGAUAAAACGCAACAUACACCCCGCCCUUAUACCCCUAAACCCCGCCCCCUAAACUCUGAACCCCUGGACCCAGCCAAAUCACUUUCCACACCUCCUGGAGUCUCCACCAGAGUCCAGAACCGCUUCCAUCGGCAGAUCCACAGCGGAACGAGUGACCCAUUCUGACUGACCUUCAGAGAGGAACCGGCCAGAGUUGAAGAAAAUCACUUGAUCGUCAUGUUCUAGAUAAUGAAAUGCUGUAGAGACUGUUCUUCUCUUUCUUGUUCUUGAUGGAGGAAACUUCGAUUGACAUACACACAUGGGUUUAGGGUUAAAAAAUUACAAUUAUGUCCAGGUUUUGGCUUAAGGGUUAGCAAAUUAUUUAAAAAUAAAGGGGCUUCAAAGGGUUUAAGUAACGCCGUAGACCACAGGGCUGUGUUCCAAUCUGUGCUCUCUUCACUAUACCCUACAGUACAUGUGAAAUCCAGAACAUAGUUUAGAGCACAAUUAAAGGGGCCGAUUUUGAACACCACAAUUUGUGUCAUUAACAAUCUGAGUGUCGAAUAUUUUCAGAGAAGCUGUGCAUGAAUCUUCAAACCAAACAAACAAUGCAAGGGAUUAUGGGUAUUCCAAGUCUUAUAGACUGCAUUGUUUGUACACUUUACAUUAGGGAACAUUGCGGUUUGUUAAAGUGCACUGAAUAUUUGGUAUCACGUUUUAGAACACCACUACUUUAAAAGUGAAAGCCCUAAGUAGUGCACUACAUAGUGAACAGAUGCGAUUUUAAUAGAUAAGAUAAGAUAAGAUUUUCAAAUCUGGACCUUGAGUGUUUUUACCUGUGCGCGAAAUUAAAGAACCUAUAGAUUGGUAAAGAAUCAUUAUUCAUUAUACAUGAAGGUUCUUUAAAUUAAUCAAAUAAAGUUUCCAGUCCUGGAUUUUGUUCUCACUGGAAGUUAGUCCAGGAUCGAAAACUGGAUUCAAGAUCUGUCAUAGAAGAACCAUGUUUAAUUCCUUAAAGAACCAUUUUUCUAAAAUAAAUCUUAAAGUGAAAAGGACCUCUCAUUUCAAAGAACGGUUGGUUAUAGUGAAGGUGUGGUUAUCUCAGGGUGUGAUUGGAGAUAACCACACCUUCAAUAGUGAGUGAACAAUCUUUAAUCCUUUGAAUGGUUAUUUUUUUACUUCUUACUUAAAAUGUUUCUUUAGAGAAUUAUGGUAGAACUUUGCAGUCCUUGAAAGCUAUCAUAUUAACACAUCAGCUAAAGAUUUUAUUAACUUAAAGAACAUUCAUAUUUAAUUAAUAUUUUUUACCAAUCUAUAGGUUCUUCACUUUUACACACAGUCCAAGUUCAAGGUCCAGAUUAGAAUACUUGUACCAUAGAAGAACCACAUUUGGUUUCUCGAAGAACCAUUUAAUAGAGAUGUGUGGUAAGAACAUUUAUUUAUUUAAAGGAAUAAUUAGUUUAAGUGAAGGUUCUUUAACAAAAGGUUCUGUUACAAAAAUGGAUCUUCAUGGAACCAAAUGGGAAUUUUCUAUGGUAGAGGGAACACAAUCCAGAAUCGAACAUAUUUCACUUUCACACACGGUCCUGGGCUUAGGAGAGGAGAACCACAUAGGAGAACCAUAUUUGGUUUUGCACAGAACCGUUUUUAAUUGAGAUGUGUUGUAAGAACGUGUAUUUAUUUAAAAGAAUAAUUGUUUUAAGUGAAGGUUCUUUAAUUUUUUAAAGAUAUUCUUCACUUUCACACAUUUCUGUUACAAAAAUUGAUCUUAAUGGAAUCAAAUGUGAUUCUUCUAUGGUAGAGGUCCUUGAAUCCAGUUUCCAGUUGGAUUCCAGUAGCAAUUAAAUCAGCUAAUCCAGCAACUUCUAAUGAGAACACGAUCCAGAAUCGUAGUGUAAACAUAUUUCACUUUUACAUGCACUCCUUUCCUGGGCAGGACUAUGGAUUUGAAGGUCUGAAUUGGAACAACUCUACCAUAGAAGAACCACAUUUGGUUCCAUGAAGAAGUAUUUUUAAUACAGAUGUGUGGUAAGAUUACAUUGACCAAAAAUCGUUAAUAAUAGUAAUAGUUCUUAAAACCUUCAAAAGGUUCUUCACUUUUACUUACCAUAUUUUUUGCACUAUAAGGCACACUGGAUUUUAAGCCGCAUUAUAUGCGACACUAGUAAGGAACAGGGGUGUCGCCAUGUUUUCAUUCUAAUUCAGCAAGUCUCGCUGCUGGAUGGCCAGACCUGUGAAGCUAAGCUAAGUAAACAAAACUGUAAUUCAUAGCCUCUGUUUAUUUACAGUAGGCUUAGAUUUUCCAGGUUUCCAUGUAAGCUGGGUGCAGCCAUAUUAUUAUUAGCAGCUAACCACUAGCGCUAGCCACGGUUACCAGCUAAUGGCACCCAACAACGCUACACUGAGGAACCCUGAUUCUGAUAUUCUGGUGAGCCAGGGUGAUAUUAGCUAGCGGUUCGUCCCAUGUAGCUGGUUUUAACACGUUGAGUGUUAUAGUGCAAAAAAUAUGGUAAAUCUACAAAAAUGGUUCUUCUGGAACCAAAUCUGGUUCUACUAUGGUAGAGUUCCUUAAAUCUAGACCCUAAAUCGAGAAUCCAUUCCUGUACUUUGUUGCUAGGUUGGUGUGACACUAUGUGGCCAUUUAGCUGUUCCAAUAAUUUCCAGUAAAACACAAUCCAGGAAAAUCAAUUGAAGAUCCAGAUUUUAUAAUCUGGGUUCUGUGGCAUCACUCAAAGAACCCUUUGUAGAACCUACAAUUUUAAAACGUGUAUUGUGUAGAUUCUGAAGUACUGUAAGUAACGGGACAUGUAUGGACAAUGAAAACGGUUUAAUUAAUAUUUGCUGACAUUCCUUUUUUUUUUUUUAGUAAAUGGUUAUAUUCCCAGAAUCAGAAUUACAGAGUUAAGCUGGAUACCUUAAACUUAAACUUGAGAUUAUCCAAUCAGAACAUCUGUAAGCUUUCUGCUGUUCUCUCGGGUUAUUCUGAUCAUUCUGCUUGUUUUAAGCAUCAUUUCUGUAAACAGGGACAUUAUCUGAAGUUUCUCUACAUAAAAGUACUGAGAUAUAAUUUUUUUUUUCUUAGAAAUUGAUUUUUUUUUUUUUUGGAUGUAAAGAAUCUUUAAAAUGUUUAAAGAACCCUUUAAAGGUUCUUCACACCCACACACUCUUUUACAAUCAGAAAUGUUUUUUUGUAUAUGGCAUCAUUUGGACCGGCGAUGGCCCUGUGUAGAGUGUAUAUCAGUUCUUUAUUUCUUUUUUUUUUUUUUUUUUUUUUUUAUUUAUUCUUUAUUUUCGAUCUUUAAUUGAAAUUCUGUUCUGUUAAAUAUUUCCCUAAGGUUCGGUUGACAUUCUGUCAUCACUCGCUCUGUCUGGCUGUGGAUCUUUCAGUCAAAUAUAAAACACUUCCGACUUCAGUCCGGAUUAUCCGGAAGAAUGUGAAAUUGUUAUUAUUAUUAAAAUCUUGGCAUCUUA
Molecule: messenger RNA, 4364 nt
Organism: Astyanax mexicanus (Mexican tetra)
Lineage: Eukaryota; Metazoa; Chordata; Actinopteri; Characiformes; Acestrorhamphidae
Gene: acbd6
Product: acyl-CoA binding domain containing 6
Exons: 8
Coding region: 152-919 (255 amino acids)
Molecular function (GO): fatty-acyl-CoA binding; protein binding
Source: RefSeq, a predicted model, not a curated record